GAACGAUGCUAUCCCACCUCCCCCAACCCCAAGACAAGCACUAUCUCUCCCAGCUAUCUCACUCCCAAGCGCUCUACACCGCCUCGGGAGACCAACUCUCCAGUAUCUCCAGUAUCGAAUGCACAAAGCGGAUGGGGGACGUGCUCGCCUCCCAAGGUCGAUAUCAAGAGGCGCUGGUGAAACUCGAAGAAGCCAAAGCGGGGUUUGACUCUGUUGGCGAGCGGUCGGGAGCUGCUAGGGCUGAACAGGCACUGGGGGAGGUGCUGUGUUCUCUCGAGCAGUGGGAUGACGCUUUGAAUAUCCUGCAGCAGGCGAGAGGGGAGUUCGCUGCCCUUGAAGAACAUCUGGGGCAUGCGCAGUGUUCCCGCGCUGCUGGAGAGGCACUGAACAAGCUGGGAAGGGAGGGAGAAGCACUAGCUUUGUUACGCGAGGCAGGUGCAGAGUUCCACCAAGUUGGAGAUAGACUUGGCGCUGCAGAAUGCGGACUUGGAGUGGGAGCGGCGUUGAGCAAGUUGGGGCAGUAUGAUGCUGCUACCGAAGUACUCAGCAAGGCCAAAACGGACUUCACAGCCUUGACCCAUGUUCGGGGAGCAGCGGAAUGCGAGUUCCUACUUGCGAGGAUCGCGAAGGAAGUUGGGUUGGCAGAUGUCGCGGAGAUGAGAAUUGACCGUGUCACAGCCUCUGCACCACUCCAAGGAAUGGGUAUGAGCACAGUUGACGGACUUGGAUGGGAUAGAAGAUAG
Messenger RNA from Dacryopinax primogenitus, 743 nucleotides. RefSeq names its product TPR-like protein. Bases 6 to 743 code for a protein of 245 amino acids. Lineage: Eukaryota; Fungi; Basidiomycota; Dacrymycetes; Dacrymycetales; Dacrymycetaceae. The record is from RefSeq and is a predicted model, not a curated record. The transcript has 2 exons. Gene Ontology annotation, molecular function: protein binding.